Messenger RNA from Baudoinia panamericana UAMH 10762, 663 nucleotides. RefSeq lists its product as uncharacterized. NCBI's taxonomy places the organism in Eukaryota, Fungi, Ascomycota, Dothideomycetes, Mycosphaerellales, Teratosphaeriaceae. Bases 1 to 663 code for a protein of 220 amino acids. The record is from RefSeq and is a predicted model, not a curated record. Gene Ontology annotation, molecular function: S-adenosylmethionine-dependent methyltransferase activity. The transcript is spliced from 3 exons.
AUGGACAUACUGUACCAGCUCGACCGCAUCUCAGCUGUCGAGCCGAAGAUGGUCAAAGACAGCCUUGAGGAACUCUCCCAUCCGGAGUACUGGGACAUGCGAUAUGGCCUAGACAACGACGAUGCUAAAGCCUUCGACUGGCUGCGACAUUUCGAGAAGAUCAGGCCAUUCAUGACGAAGCAUCUGCCCUCGGCGAGCGCGGGACCCUCCAUUCUACACCUGGGUAGCGGCAACAGCACCCUACCAGCUGACCUGGAGCAACUUGGAUAUGACAGGCAGACUGCAGUGGACUUCUCUGCCGUCGUGGUCGCGAAUAUGCAAGCCCAACAUCCUUCCAUCACAUGGGAAACGAUGGACAUCCGCCAUCUUACCUUUUCCGACGCCAGCUUCGAUGUCUGCAUCGACAAGGCUACGUUGGACGCCAUGCUCUACGGCUCGCUCUGGGAUCCGCCCAACGACGUCAAGACCAACGUCAAGGCGUAUGUGGAUGAAGUGGCACGGGCGCUCAAACCGGGAGGCCUGUGGCUUUACAUCACCUGGCGGCAGCCGCAUUUCAUCAAGCCGCUGAUUACUAGGGAAGGCGUAUGGUCCCUGGAGGUAGAGACGCUGAGUGAUGGACCAGGCAUGUUCGAGUACUUUGGCUUCGUCAUGCGUAAGCGGUGA